AAUUGGACUGCGCCGGUGAAGAAAGUAUAUAAGCAUAAUCGAGCAUUCAAAAAAAUUGGAUCUGUACGAGUUAAACAACAGUUACAUGCGAUCAAAAAUUCUGCAGAUCAAGUUGAUGUAUUUCAAAAACAAUUUGUCGAUGAUAGUCGAAAACGUCCUCCAGAUGAACAGAUGGAUGAAGAAGCAUUGGCAAAGAAGGCGAGAAUUGAAAGUACAAAUUCUAUUGAAAACUUUACUUAUG
Dentiscutata erythropus is the source of this 241-nucleotide messenger RNA. NCBI's taxonomy places the organism in Eukaryota, Fungi, Glomeromycota, Glomeromycetes, Diversisporales, Gigasporaceae. The record is from the annotation of a GenBank genome assembly.